This is a messenger RNA of Closterium sp. Naga37s-1, 1151 nucleotides long. NCBI's taxonomy places the organism in Eukaryota, Viridiplantae, Streptophyta, Zygnematophyceae, Desmidiales, Closteriaceae. The record is from the annotation of a GenBank genome assembly.
GUGUGCUACACGGUGCAGCGCGGUGGGGUGUACGAGGUGGUGGUGGCGCUGCCAUGGACCAAUGCCUUCCUGCUGCGCCAGGCCGUCAACCCCAAGCUCGCCUCCAACUUCUUCAGGUCCAAGGUCGUGGCUCAACGCAACAUCACCGUUGCUGCCGCCACCGCCCUCCAUGCCUUGAAGAAUGGCACGGAUUCGACUCAAAUGAGCGAGCAGAGCCUGCCGCGGUGCACAUUCGGUCUGUUGCGCGAGUCACGGCAUGCGGGCUUCUGGCGUGGAGACACGUGGCACCCCACGGCCUGCCGCCUGCCUGCCCCCAUCACGCCCGCACGCAUUGGGCGCUGCCUGCAUGGCAAGAGCGUCCUCAUUCUAGGGGACUCGGAGAUGCGGUACCUGUUUGGCCACCUGCAGAUGUUCCUGCACUACCGCACACGCUGCCGCUACCUCAAGCGCUACCGCCGCCAGCCCAGGGAGGUGCACCGAGUGCGGGUGAGGAACGUGGUGGUGAAGGAGGGCCCGCCACUGGACCCCAGCACGGGCAUGGCCUUGGCUGUCAACUACAGCACCUUCUGUGGCCGCACCACCUACUGGGGUCACUUCUGGAGUGGCUUCGCCCUGCAGCAGUGAGUGCUUGCCUCUCACAUACUGCUGCUUGCCUCUCACAUACUGCUGCUUGCCUCUCACAUACUGCAGCUUGCCUCUCAGAUACUGCUGCUUGCCUCCCACACACUGCUGCUUGCCUCUCACAUACUGCUGCUUGCCUCUCACAUACUGCUGCUUGCCUCUCACAUACUGCUGCUUGCCUCUGCCACAGCGUGCCUCUUCUCUCCCCUGCCACCCUGCCCGGCAACAGGGUGCUCGUGCAUCCAGUGCGGCGCCGCGGCCGUGCGUACAGCUUCAACCUCACCUAUGCCACGCACCUGGACUCAGAUGCCCCCGUCUUUCACGACUGGCGUUCCGCCCCUAAUCUCACAGGCGGCCCCAUCGCCACUCACUUUGCUCCAUUCGACGUAGUGGCAGUGUCCUUUGGCCUGCAUGACAUCACACGCAAGAGUAAUGCAUCGGAGAUGGCAGAGGCGUUCAGUGAGUCCCUCGUCUGUCUUUCUUCAGGCUUUGUUGCAUUUACCACACUUCAAGCAUCGCCAUAUAAUUAG